Messenger RNA from Culex pipiens pallens (northern house mosquito), 7065 nucleotides. RefSeq names its product disintegrin and metalloproteinase domain-containing protein unc-71 (gene mmd). The transcript has 23 exons. Lineage: Eukaryota; Metazoa; Arthropoda; Insecta; Diptera; Culicidae. The coding region runs from base 2145 to 6803 and encodes 1552 amino acids. Gene Ontology annotation, biological process: membrane protein ectodomain proteolysis. Gene Ontology annotation, molecular function: metalloendopeptidase activity; aspartic-type endopeptidase activity. The record is from RefSeq and is a predicted model, not a curated record.
GGUCGGCCGGGGUCAGAACUUGGGAGAGCGAUUGAAAGCCGCGCGCGAAUUUCCACGUGAGCGCAGUGGUGAGCGUCGGCGGACGCGUGAGACGUGAGAAGAAUUUCGCACUGCGCGCGCGAGAGAGAGAGAGAGAGAGUGAGUGAGAUGAGAUUAGCGGCGGCGUUGCGGGGGAAGAUAAAAAUUUCACCGGCUCAUAAAUUUUAAUAGUCCGGCGGAUUUGUUUGGUGCCAAAGGUCGGCGGUUCGAACGUAACAAAAAAGGGGGAACGGAAUCGGUCCCCGUGCCGGGAACCGCGACUAAUUGAAAAACAAGCCAAUUUGGGAGGCCGCGCGGUCAUUACGGUUUGCCAAUUUGCGGCGGAAAGUGAGGUUAGGGAGAGAGGUGUGUGAGCAUGGAGGUGGAAACGUCAGAUUGGCGAAUUACAUAAUCCAGUGUGCAGGAAGGUUGCCGCGGGAGAGGCCGCCUGGAGUGACGUGUGUAAACAACAAUAGCUGGGCCGUCGUCGUCGCUUGGCACACUUGGAUUGCAGAGCUGCAGGGGCAGAAGUUUGGAGCGUGCUGGAUUUGGCAAGUGCGUGUGGCCAAACUUGGGGCGUUUACGUCGUGCGGGUUGCCUACUGGUAGGCGAAUGAUUAGUGCAAAAGUGACUCCAAGUUGAUAACACAGGUCCGGCCGAGUAUUGGUGCCCCGAUUGAGAUGUUAUCAGUGGCGAAACGGGGCCAAACAGGGGACACGUCACGCACACACCGACAGAGAUUCCGGAAUCUGUGAGAGGGAGAGAGAGAGAGAAUCUCACGAGGUUGUGUUGGUAAAUAAAUCAUUUCUCGCUCAGAUGAUUGAUCUUUGAGGAGACACAACAACGCGUUGGACGGUGCUUGGGGUGGUGGUGUGCGUGUGGAAUCGUUUUGCGUGUGUAUUGAAGGAAGGGGGCGCAGCAGUUGCCUAAAAAAUCGCAAUAGAGGACACGGCGAAGGCGAUCUGUCACGGUCUCUCGGAAGUGGGCUGAAGAAAUCGAUUGGAAAAAGUGCGUGCCUGAAAACACGGGAUCUGCUGGCCUCCGGCACCAGGAAUUCCAGAUUAGUGCAGAGCCAUCUGGUGGAGAAUUCAAGCAGCGGUUCGAGCCCGGAAUGCUGCAGCAAGCCUAGCAAAUUUUGGCGUUUUCUGCAGCGCAGCUGAGGCGGAGGCUGACGAGAAGUGUGCUCGAGUGUGUAUGUGUGUCUGUGUGCGUUUGUGACGAGUCGCUAGUGAAUUUUUCUACUCCCAAAAUCGUAGCAGGCGUAAACUGCACCCGUUUAUACAUCACUAGUGCAGUGUGUUGAAGGAAAAAGUGCCCUUUUCGGGGUUUUCCGGGAGCCAAAUCUUACAAGUGUCAUCAUUCCAGAAUCUGGGGGAACAGUCUCGAUGUUGUUAUUCUCGAAAUCGUAGCAAAAAAAAAAACAAGUGCACGGCCAAACCCAUCAUCAACACAUACACAUACAUAACCUUAACUCUGGAAAAGCCCUGCCACGAGGAUGUAAAAGGAAUCCGGAAUCUGUGUGUAUACAAAAAAAAAUAAAAGUCUGUAGAAUCUCUGCUCAACGGUUGACCGCGGUCGUCGAGAGCAGUUUAGUGUUUUUUAUACGUAUAUAUUAAAUCAAAACGAAAGGUUAAAAAGAUAUCGCCGUAAAACGUCGUCGUUAAGUAAGUGCUACCACCCAAUACAGGAAUCUAGCGUUGUAAGUGUUCACACGUAAAGUACCUCCCCCCCACGUUGAUGACCCCCCGCCCAUACGUCAUCGUCCCCACAAAGUAAUCGUACACACCAAGUGACGCACCAAGUCGUCGUCGUCUAGUUAAGGUUAGGUAAAUUUACACGGAAAUCUACGUAAAAAGCGAAGAAGCGCAAUUGUGUCAAAAAAAGCAGUGUUAGUCGUUCAAUGUUUUGUACCAACAACCAAGUCAGCGUAAGUCACCGUAAGUCAAGUGUAAGACAAUACAGCACAGCAAAUAUCAAGUCAGUUUAAGUCAAAAAAAACUAGUGUCAAACAGUGUCAAGUGUUUCUAUCGUCGGUGAUUGUGUGAGUGUGUUUAUCGGCAGUGUGUGCAUGUGAAAUCGUAAACAACAACCGAAACAACCACAGCAACAACAACAAAAAAAGAGCCAUGGAGCGAAGCAAAAGCACAACAACAACAGCAUCUACUGGAAGCAACACCAUCGGAAUGAUACUGGUGGCGGCGAUGGUGACCCUGGCGGCAUGUGCCACCACGACCACGACGGGACAGCAGCGGAAUCCGGAGGAGCGGCACAGCAGUGGACUCCAUAAAAGAGGUAAGACCUUCUACCGUGGCACAUCGACGAUCGAAAAAAUACUUCAAACAGAAGCUGAUUACACUCUGGACGACUCGUUCUGGAACGAGGAGAGUCCUGUUGGUGAGGUGGAACGUCUGCUGAAGGAACACCAGCAGAACCAGGAGCUGGUGGACCGGAUCGGUAGCAACUUCUACCAGAUCAUCUACCCGGUGCAGCUGCGGCACCACGAGAAGAUGGGCAUCUCAACGCGAGAGGUCGGCGCCAAGUAUCCACAACCACGAGGACGUUCGAGGACGGGGAAACAUUUUCAUCGAACAUCACUUUUGAUAAAAGCUUUUAAUCAUAAAUUUCGGUUAGAUUUGGAAUUAAAUACACAAUUACUAGCUCCUAAUAUUGUACAGAAACACUAUCUCCCUAGCGGGUUCGCGCAAGAUUCACAUCGAGAAAUUGAGCACUGCUACUACCACGGUACGGUGAAGGACUACCCGGGAGCUAGUGCCGCCUUCCACACCUGCAACGGCGUCAGCGGUGUGAUACACGUCGGGAACGAAACGUUUGUUAUACAUCCAUUUUACGGGGGCGAUCUAUCGAAACAUCCACAUGUUAUCUUCGAGGCACGUACAAAAUCAAACAAGGGCUGUGCUAAUUCCGGCAACCUGGAGUGGCGGACGCGGAACGUCCGCCGCCAGCAGCAGGCCGGCCACCACUCGGGCCUGGUGGAGUCCCGGGACGCGAACGGUGCCGGGCGGUACCGGCGGGACGUCCGCGACGCCACCAAGUACAUCGAAACGGCGCUCAUCAUCGACAAGGCGAUGUUCCAGAAGCGCAACGGCAGCACCCGGGCCGAGGUCGUGCACGACGCCAUCCAGGUGGCCAACAUCGCCGAUCUGUACUUUCGUACGCUCAACACGCGCGUAUCGGUUGUGUAUAUAGAGACGUGGCAGGGCCAGAACCAGGCCAAGAUCGACGGUGGCCAGGAUAUUAGUAAAGCAAUAUCUAAUUUUAAUGAUUAUACAGCUAGGAAUUUAUUUAAAAUAGAUAAGGACACGACGCAGCUCCUAACGGGCGAAACGUACGCGGGCGGUGAAGCCGGCAUGUCCGUGCCGGAAACCGUCUGCACGCCCAAGGCCGUAGGCAUUAGUGUAGAUAUCAAUACGUACGAGCCGCAUCUGCUCGCGGGGACGAUGGCGCACAUGAUCGGCCACAACAUCGGCAUGGGUCACGACGAUAACCGUGACGAGUGCAUUUGUCGUGACUGGCACGGCUGUAUAAUGUCCCAGUCAAUUGUCGGCCUGGAGAACGUCCAGCCGUAUAAAUUCUCCGAAUGCAGUCGAUUGGAUUAUAUUGAUGCACUGCGGAUCGGGCACGGUCUCUGUUUAUUGAAUAAACCAAACGAGAUCGACGGAAUCAUCCGGAAGAACUGCGGCAACGGCAUCAUCGAGGAGGACGAGGACUGCGACUGCGGCAGCAACAUCGACUGCGACAAGACGGACCCGUGCUGCGACGGCAUCACCUGCAAGCUGAAAAAGGAGUCCCAGUGCGCCACUGGACCAUGCUGUGAUAAAUGUAUUCUAAAGCCGCCGGGCGUGAUCUGCCGGGACGCACUGAACGAGUGCGACCUACCGGAGUACUGCACCGGCGAGUCCGGCCAGUGCCCGGCCGAUGUAUAUAAGAAGAACGGGAACCCGUGCGGGAUGAACUCGACCGGCUUCUCGACAGGCUACUGCUUCAACGGUGUCUGUCCGACGACGCUGUCCCAGUGCGAGCGGGUGUGGGGCUACAGUGGCAACGGGGCCGACCGGGUCUGCUACGAGCAGUUCAACACGAAGGGCACCUCAAAUGGGCACUGCGGCAAGGACGCCCAGGGCAACUUCCUCAAGUGCGAACCGGAGAACAUCCAGUGCGGUUCGCUGCAGUGCAAAGACGGCGAUCGGACGCCGGUGGAGGACUGCAGCGAGCACCAAUACUUUAGGACAAUUAUUUCAAUUAAGGGAAUCGAAUACGAAUGCAAGUCGAUUUCCGGCUCGUCGACGGCGGGCGCGGCCACGGCGCAGUUUGGCCUGGUGCGCGAGGGGACGCCGUGCGGGGACAAUCUGAUCUGCGUGAACCAGUCGUGCGUCAGCAUCUUCCCGUACAUCGACCAGACCAAGUGUCCCAGCAAUCACAACAAUCUGGAGUGCUCCGGAAAUGGGGAUUGCACCAACACAAACAAGUGCUUUUGCAAGUUCGGCUGGACCGGACCGGACUGCUCAAUACAGGCUCAUAUCACAACGACGUACGCGUCACCCGUAACGUCCACAACGCCGGAAGGUCUUUCCGCCGUAAUGGAAAAGAAAACCACACGCUACGCAAACUACCACGGCUCAAACACAGUAUUUCUAGUCGGUGUACUAAUGUCCGUUGUCGGGGGUGUUUUUGUAACGUUUGCUCUGAUGGCUUUGUGCUACAGGUCAGUUGUAGUACAUAAUAACUUCUCCUUGUGCCUAAGAAAGAAAACCACUCGCCUUAAAUACGACCCGCCGUACGCGAAGAAGCCCAUGGCCAAGUACGUGAGCGGGGCUAACGCUAACGCUAACCACCAUCACUCCCAGGACGACAUCAGCCUCGACGGCUCCAAGAUAAUGUUCGGCAACCAGACGACGCAGUUUAGGCUCCCGAUAAGGGACAAAUCGAUCCGCAGGCUAACGGCGACGUCGGGCAGCGAGGACGAUCCCACGCACUCUGGCGAAGAAGAGACCGUAUCGUUCAUCGAUCUACCCCCAAACAAUAUCUCGAAAAUCCCGGAAAAGGGCAUACUUAAAAAACAACAACAGCAACAACAACAACAACAACAGCAACAGCAACUCCAGCAACAAUUCGGUGCCCUCGUGUUGGGCGAUGCCAACAAAGAAAAGUGGCCCGAUGACACACAAUCCGAUAAUCUCGAAAUGAUGAUAGCUCAGCAAGAAUCCACUACUAUUCCUCCAUCAGGUGGUCCACCGGGCAGUGGCAUCGGUGUUGGCGGCCAGCCCGUCGCAGCCGGCGGCGGCGGCAUGACCGGGGUCAUCAUUCCGGGCGUGUCGGACAUCGAGCGCACCGUCAAGAGUCUCAACGGGUACCACGAGGACAUUCUGGAGGCGUUACGCCGUUCGGCGGCUCAAGGACCUCCGCGCAGUAGCGCCAACACGCCUUCGGGCAGCAUCAGCGAGGAGCUGCUCCGGAAGACGAUAGCGGACUGCGUCACGGCCGGAAUACCGCUGGGGCCACCCCCGAGCGUGUACCCGACGGAGCGCGAGUACAAACGCAGCUGCAGCUCGCGGACCGGCUCCAAGGAGAACAUCUGCGAACCGUCGCAGCACGUCCUCAGCGAUACGGGGGCCACUUCGACGCUGCUGCAGCACCACCGCCAACAGCAGCAGAUGCAUCCCCAGGACGAGGACGAUACGCCCACGGCGGGACCGCUGCGCAUCCGAAACCUGGAGGACCUCAUCCGGCAGCUGGAACACCACUCGUCACGCCACAUGAGUCCCAGCGGGUCCGAGGACAUUCGGAUGUCCGAAACCGAGGUCGACCGCCACUAUAGAGUAGAUAGUUCAGCCGCUUGUAGUGAAUCUUCGCAUGGCUCAAACCAACAACUAGCUCAAUCGCAGAAAACUGCCACGAUACUGCCGCCCUACAGUAGUCGAUGUCGGCCACCGCGGUCCGACGACGAGUCCCGGUUUUCGUACGGGGCUGGCGGUGGCGGCGGCGGUGGUGGCACCGGUGGCCCCGGAAGCAGCGGAACCGGCCGCUACCGGCAUCCGGCCAGCCGUCACCCGGCCCACCAGUCACACUCACCGCACUCGCCGCACGCCUUCGGUCAUCACACGCACCAUGGGCACGCCCACGGUCAUUCCGGACACGGUGGCCACUCGUCACACCACUCUUCCCACACGCACCUGCACCAGGACGAUGAGGGCAUCUACGAGAGUGCGGACCCGGUGCACCCGGGCGUCCACCCUGGAGUGGUCCACGGGCACGACCGGAACGCGCUGAGCGACCAGCGGGACACCAACGAUAGCGAAAGUGAUGACUUAUUUCAAGCUCAACAACAGUUAGCCCGAUGGGCGAGUGAGGACGUGGUUUCCGUGGUGGUAAUGGAGCAAGGAUCGGAUUCGUCCCACGCGCAAGGUCCAUCAUCAGCCAGUACCAUGCACGGCCAUAUUCAACAACAUCCAUCGCAUCAGCAACAGCAGUUGCAUCAUCAGCAGCACGACAGCAGCAGUUUGGCAUCGGCGCCCAACACCACCACCAACACCAGCCAACACGUCAAUGGAGUACCAGCAAUGGGCAGCUGUCACAAUAUCAACAGUUUGAGCCACCAGUUGGUGAACAGUCGCGACUACUAUCCUUCGCCACCCUCCACCGAGACCGAGAGCAGUGGAAGCGUAAUCCAGCCCCCGUCGAGACGUGGACCCAUUAUGCAAGGCCAAGGACCCGACGGAAAUCAUAUAAUGGAGAGUACAGGUCGCUAUCCCGAAUAUAAACACUGAUAGUAGCUACACGGGAUUUAAUUCCGCUCGCAAAUUGAAUCCCCUGAACAACACUACUAAAGCGAAACACUAGCGUUAAAACAAGCAAACAAAAAAGAAACACACACAAACACAAAUUACAUCAUCGAGUCGAAUUUAUACUAUGGUAGCAGUAGUGAGCUCAGUCGUGUAACGAGCGCCCGAACACGCCACUCACCAAUACGAAGACAAAGUAGGCGCGUCGACCGCUCCUUCGCAAAAUGACACUCACACAAUCGCGUUG